Messenger RNA from Anguilla rostrata (American eel), 3156 nucleotides. It is a transcript of the gene smarcad1a, whose product is annotated as SWI/SNF-related, matrix-associated actin-dependent regulator of chromatin, subfamily a, containing DEAD/H box 1 a. Lineage: Eukaryota; Metazoa; Chordata; Actinopteri; Anguilliformes; Anguillidae. The coding region runs from base 67 to 2784 and encodes 905 amino acids. Gene Ontology annotation, cellular component: nucleus. Gene Ontology annotation, molecular function: ubiquitin binding; ATP-dependent chromatin remodeler activity; DNA binding. The transcript has 20 exons. The record is from RefSeq and is a predicted model, not a curated record.
UCUUCCGUGUUUCAGGUCGCCCGAAGCACAAGCACUUUGCCCGGAGCUGUGGCCUCCUGCCUCGUGAUGUUCGGGGAUGACGAUCCGGACUCCUCGCGGAAGAGGAAGCUGGACGGGUCCGGCGACAGCUCCCAGGACGGCGACGCUGCCCAGCCCAGUAAGAGGCGGCGGCCAUCUGCGGCCAGCGACUCUGACCGAGAGGGGGCAGAGCCAAACUGGGAGAAGCAGGAAGCCAUGGUGAAGAGGCUGCAGAGGAAGUUCCCCGACCUGGACAAAGAGGAGCUGCGUGCUGUCCUUGAGGAACACGACUGGGACUGCGACGAUGCCCUGGAAGUGCUUCGCCUGUUCUCAGACCAAGAUGAGGAGUCCAGCUCCCCAGAGGCCCAGGAGAAGAAGCCCAAAGCCGCCCGGAGCUCCAGAGAUGCCCGGCCGAGCGACGCCCGCCCCCCGAAAGGCGGCAAACGGGCCGCCGCCACCGGCGGCGCGGGCGCUGGGGACGGCCGAGCGUCUGAGCUCUCGGGGUGGCUGACCUCCGAAAGCGCGGCGAAGCGUACCCUGCCCCCGCCAGCGGUGGGGAAGGCCCAGAACGGGAUUGGCCCGGGGAAGGCCCAGAACGGGACCGGCCCGGGGAAGGCCCAGAACGGGAUUGGCCCGGGGAAGGCCCAGAACGGGACCGGCCCGGGGAAGGCCCAGAACGGGCCCGCCACAGCGAAGGCGCAGGCGGCAGAGCGGAGGCGGCGGGCGGAGGAGAGGAUGGCGGCGGACGGCAGCUCCGCGGACGAGGACUCGGCCGACAGCGAGUUCGGGGGUUCCUCGGAGGAGGAGGAGGAGGGGCUGGACUCGGACUGCGAGGACGGGGUGGGCCCCCAGCUGAGAGGCCGGAUCCUGGCCUUCUUCCAGGAGGCGUCGCUGGACGAGCUCUCCCUCAUCUCUGGCUGCUCGGUGAAGAAGGCCCAGAAGAUCGCCGAGCUGCGGCCCUUCAGGGUGUGGCGGGACCUGGAGGAGGUCUUCCACAAGGCGAACGGCCUCUCCAUGGAGCUGGUGUGGGGCUGCCGCCUGGUGCUGAAGGAGCGGGAGGUGGUGCUCGGCCUCAUGGGAAAGUGCGAGACCAUCGCCCGCCGCAUGAUGGAGGACGUGACCCGGGUCAUCGAGAAGGGCGUGGGCUCCAUGAAGCAGCCCUCCGUCCUCAACAGCAGACUCCAGCUGAAGCCGUACCAGCUGAUUGGACUGAACUGGCUGGUUCUGCUGCACCAGCACAAGCUGAGCGGCAUCUUGGCGGAUGAGAUGGGUUUGGGGAAGACGAUCCAGGCCAUCUCCUUUCUGGCCAGCCUGUACCAGGACGGCAACACGGGCCCCCAUCUCAUCAUUGUGCCCUCCUCUACCCUGGAUAACUGGGUGAGGGAGCUGAAACUGUGGUGUCCCAGUUUGGCGGUGCUCGUCUACUACGGGUCCGCGGAAGACCGCAGGUACCUGCGCCACGACAUCCUCAGCAAGGAGGUGGAGUUCAACAUCAUUGUGACCACGUACAACACUGCGAUUGGGAACGAGUACGACCGGAGUCUGUUCCGGAAGCUUCGGCUGGAGUACGCCGUGUUCGACGAGGGCCACAUGCUGAAGAACAUGAACUCCAUGCGCUAUCGCCACCUCAUGGCCAUCAACGCUCAUUACCGCCUCCUGCUGACGGGGACCCCCCUGCAGAACAACCUGCUGGAGCUCAUGUCCCUGCUCAACUUCAUCAUGCCCACCAUGUUCUCCAGCAGCACCUCGCAGAUCGCCAAGAUGUUCUCCAUGAAAUCUGCGGAGGAAAAGAGCAGCUUCGAGCAGGACAGGAUCGCUCACGCCAAGCUCAUCAUGAAGCCCUUCAUCCUCAGGAGGGUGAAGAGUGAGGUGCUGAAGCAGCUGCCGGACAAGGAGGAACGGCUGGAGUUCUGCCCCAUGAGCGAGAAGCAGCAGGAGCUCUACUCCGCCCUGUUCCAGAGGUCGAAGCGCUCGGCUAGCGCUGAGAAGCGGGUGCUUCUCAACGUGAUGAUGGCGCUGAGGAAGAUGGCGAACCACCCGCUGCUGCACAGGCAGUACUACACCGCCGAGAAGCUGGCCGUCAUGAGCCGCCUCAUGCUCAAGGAGCCCUCCCACCGCGACUCGGACCCCGCCCUCGUCCAGGAGGACAUGGAGGUGAUGUCGGACUUCGAGCUGCACCGGCUGUGCCAGCAGUACCCCGUCCUCUGGGAGCACCAGCUGGACAGCGAGAGGCUGCUGGACUCGGGCAAGUUCAGGCUGCUCACCACCCUGCUGGCCUCCCUCAAAGAGCAGGGCGACCGCGUGGUUCUGUUCAGCCAGUUCACCAUGAUGCUGGACCUGGUGGAGGUGCUGAUGACUCACCUGAGCCACCGCUACGUGCGGCUGGACGGCUCAGUCCCCAUGGCCGACAGAAUCGGCCUGAUCGACCAGUUCAACACGGACCCCGACAUCUUCGUCUUCCUCAUCUCCACCCGGGCGGGGGGCCUGGGCAUCAACCUGACCUCCGCCAACGUGGUGAUCGUGCAUGACAUCGACUGCAACCCCUACAACGACAAGCAGGCCGAGGACCGCUGCCAUCGGGUGGGCCAGACCAGGACGGUGAAGGUGAUUAAGCUGAUCAGCAGGGACUCCAUAGAGGACUGCAUGCUGCGUUUGGGCCAGAAGAAGCUCAAGCUGGAGCAGGACAUGACCGCCGCCGAGGAAGGUGGUGAGGGUUCGAUGCCAGAGAACAUGGCGUCCCUACUGAAAACGUCUCUGGGACUGUAAGCUCUCCAUAACCCCCCUCAACCCCAACCACUACCAGUACUGUAUUAACUCCAAACCCCCCGGCUCCCCCCCCCUCCUCCUGGCCUAGACCACAUUCCGGGAGACACCUCCCACCCCACGGGUGGACUGGCACCAGCCGUUGGGACGCCCCUAUCCGACCUCCCUCCCCCCAGGUUUUCUGCACUACAGCAUGAACUGAGCAGAGGCAAGGGGGACUCAGGGGGGGGGGGGUUAUUUGUGUUUGUAUCGUAAUCGUUGAUGCUAAACAUCUUGUUGUCGUUUUUUUUGUAUUUUUUGACCUUUAUUUACUGUGCUGCUAGAACAAAGUUUUGCGAGUUUAAAACUGUCUAAUAAAGAUUUCACAUUAAUGGA